CAAAGUCUUGCCACAUCGAUCGUAUGGUUCGUCCUGAACACACAACCUUUUGUUCUGGCGAAAAUUUUAAGUAUUUAUAGGUCUCUGGCUCGUUUUGGAGUCCUAAGUUUAUAGGACUUUAUCUGGCUUGAAAAUGGCAGCGAUCGCAGAGAUCUCUACUUUACAAGAAUGGGACGAAGAAUGGAGGACUGUCGAAGAUGACUUACUAAAAUUUAAGACUGGACAGUUUUUAGAGUAUCAGAAAAAAAUGGAUGAGUUUCAUAAAAGUCAAAAGUCAUGUUUAUCUAUGGUCAACUUAAUGAAAAGAAAGAUCAAUGACUUUGAUAAGGCUCUAAAAAGACUUGAGAAGCAGAAUGAUACUCCAGAAUCCAAAAAGCUGGUAGUAGAGCUACGCUAUAGGAUAGAAUUGCUUGAAAACAAGAUUAAAGAAGUGCAGAGAUCUCUUCCGUCAAGUGCAGGGUCUUUUCUGAGGUUAUGUUUAGGAGACAUCAAUGUUUCUUUAUACAAUAAAAAACUUGAAUACAAAGAUAACUAUGAGAAGUUUAAGCUCAAGAUGACAAUACUUUGUACAGUAUUUGCUUGUUUUAAUCUUGUCUGCAAUUACAGGCUUACAGAUAGUUUAUUUCAUGGGGUACUUGUGUGGUACUACAGUACGCUUACACUACAAGAACACAUUCUAAUUGCAAAUGGGUCAAGGAUAAAGGGCUGGUGGGUGUUGCAUCACUACUUUUCGAUCCUUUUGUCAGGAUUUCUUCUAAUCUGGCCUGACGGGAUAAUUUAUCAGAUGUUUAGAAGACAGUUUUUCCUAUUUUCUUUGUAUCUCAGUUUUGUCCAGUUAAUCCAGUUUAAGUACCAAAGUGGUGUCAUGUACAGAUUAAGAGCUCUGGGAGUUAGCCAUGGAAUGGAUGUCACAGUUGAUGGAUUUCAGACCUGGAUGUGGAGGGGGUUGGGAUUUGUUCUUCCUUUUCUUUUUCUUGGAUAUGUUUUCCAGUUUUACAAUGCCUACACUUUGGUAGCUCUUUACUACCAUCCUGAUUGCCGUGAAUGGCAGGUAAUGGCAACAGGUGUGACCUUUUUUGUUCUAUUUUUUGGAAACUUCACAACUCUUCUCUACGUAUUGAAACAGAAAAUGACAAAGGGCCAGAAGAUGAGAGUCCCAUGUGGUUAAAGGAUUAUCUAGUCUUCCUCAUGUCUUUCUCAUGUGUAAAAAGAUGAAGAGAAGCUAUUUCAACAAUAUUUAGAUUUACUCUUCAUUAGAUGAGAUCAAAUUAAAAAUAAAUUUAAGGUAA
This is a messenger RNA of Actinia tenebrosa (Australian red waratah sea anemone), 1289 nucleotides long. RefSeq names its product transmembrane protein 120A. Gene Ontology annotation, cellular component: membrane. NCBI's taxonomy places the organism in Eukaryota, Metazoa, Cnidaria, Anthozoa, Actiniaria, Actiniidae. The record is from RefSeq and is a predicted model, not a curated record.